This is a messenger RNA of Rattus rattus (black rat), 2552 nucleotides long. RefSeq names its product TSPY like 1 (gene Tspyl1). Gene Ontology annotation, biological process: nucleosome assembly. Gene Ontology annotation, molecular function: chromatin binding; histone binding. NCBI's taxonomy places the organism in Eukaryota, Metazoa, Chordata, Mammalia, Rodentia, Muridae. The transcript has a single exon. The coding region runs from base 91 to 1230 and encodes 379 amino acids. The record is from RefSeq and is a predicted model, not a curated record. Gene Ontology annotation, cellular component: nucleus; chromatin.
CCGCCCUAGAAACAGCGAGGGGCGGAGGUGGGGCUGCGUGCACCGUGAGGGUUUGUAAACUGAGGUCUGUGCGACCGGACCGGACCGGACAUGAGCGUCCCGGAGCCGGACGAGGGGGCCCCUGUGCCCGACCACCGCGGCCUCUGCGAGGCUGACACUACCCCGGGGACCCCAGGCUGGCGUCCGCUGCUCGGCGAGAAGGCGGUGACAGGUGAGGGCAGCGCGGGGAUCGUGGGGAGCCCAGCGCCCCGGGGUGUCGCGGGCCUUGGCCCCCAGAUGCGGGUGGCCGCAGCUAAGCAAGGAGAGACCCCGCCUGUUGUCGAGGGCCCCGCGGCGGCGGCGUUCGUGGCACCGAAAGAUGCGGAGAAGGCCCUAGAAACUCGGGGAGCGGAGGCCCGGGCCCACGACGUGAAGAUUGAACGGGGCACCGUCGCGGUGGCAGCGCGAGAGCAGUCAGAAGUGGCGAUGCGAGCGAGUGAGGAGGUGAUGGAGGUGGAGCAGAAGCCCGCGGGUGAAGAAAUGGAGAUGCCGGAGGCUAGUGGAGGAGUCAGGGAGGCGCAGGAGGAGGCAGGGCCUUGGCACCUGGGCAUCGAUCUUCGCACGAACCCGCUGGAGGCCAUCCAGCUGGAACUGGACACCGUGAAUGCUCAGGCCGACAGGGCCUUCCAACAUCUGGAGCAGAAGUUUGGGCGGAUGCGGCGACACUAUCUGGAGCGAAGGAACUACAUCAUUCAGAAUAUCCCAGGCUUCUGGAUGACCGCCUUCCGCAACCACCCUCAGUUGUCCGCCGUGAUUAGGGGUCAGGAUGCAGAGAUGUUAAGGUACAUAACCAAUCUGGAGGUGAAGGAACUGAGGCAUCCUAAGACUGGCUGCAAAUUCAAGUUCUUUUUCCGAAGAAACCCCUACUUCAGAAACAAGCUGAUUGUCAAAGAAUAUGAAGUGAGAUCAUCCGGCCGAGUGGUGUCUCUUUCCACUCCAAUCAUAUGGCGGAGUGGGCAUGAGCCCCAGUCCUUCAUUCGCAGAAACCGAGACCUCAUCUGCAGCUUCUUCACCUGGUUCUCAGACCACAGCGUUCCAGAAUCUGACAGGAUCGCUGAGAUUAUCAAAGAGGACCUGUGGCCAAACCCACUGCAAUACUACCUGUCUCGUGAAGGAAUCCGUAGACCCCGACGUCGCCCAAUAAGGGAACCAGUGGAGAUUCCCAGGCCUUUUGGCUUCCAGUCAGGCUAACCUUUGCUUUUGAAAAUGCAGCUGGCUGGAACAAGUCCCUUCUCGCCUGUGCUUGAGCAAAUGCACCGGGUAUGCAGUGUUUUGAUUUCUUUCCUCCUGACUUUUCUGCAUCUUCUGUUUGGAUAGUCUCCUCACCUCGAGAUUAAGACUGUGGGCAUGCUUCUGCCUUCACAUGGCUCCCAUGCUGUCCUGAAUUAGUAUCUGCCGGUUCUUGACCCUGAUUUGUACCCUUUCUAAGCUUAACAGUGAAACUGUGUAUCGCACUGCCUUUACACUAUGUGGAUGCUGUUUUCAGUGUUACCCAUUUACUGCCACCUAGAUGUCUUGCUUUAUCUGGGGGCUCUUCUAUUUACCUGUUCAGCCCGUGGCAAUGUGGGCAAAAAGUUUUCAGACAGUUGCUGGGCCUAAAGGUCAUUGCAGGAGUGGGCCACCUUCUGUGUCAUUUUGUUAUUUUAAAGAAAAGUAGUUCAGAAACACCUGUAAGAUCAGGAGUUGUAGUUCAUUUAUACUCAGCAUUUCCUGAGAGGAUGCUCUGUAAAAGAGGUCACAGAACUCUGCCUUGUCUCCUCUCUUACCCACUCCUCAGCCUGGUUAGCUAGCAAGUCCUAAAAAGCUUAUAUGGAGACAGAAUACAGAGACAGAACUAGAUGGAAACAGGUGAGCUUUUCCUAAUAAUGUGUAGAACUAAAGAGAUUGUGAUGGGUACCCUAAGCAGGAAAAGUGAGCUGAAAAUGAAAAGGCUUAGAGUCAAAGUAAGUCAGAUAAAAAUUGGGCUGAGGAUGAAGACAGGAUGAGAGCUUUCAUAUUUUGGCCAGUCAUUGGUGAUGGGAAGAGAAUUUCUCAGGAAAAAUACUUUCUCUGAGUGUUGAAUGUUGCCUAGACAACGCUUCUUUAAAGAAGCAGUUCACGUUUGUGUUAUUUUUCUCUCUUUAUAUGUGAUCUAAUGUAAAUGAAAGGGUAAUACUGUGCUCAUAUUUUACCAACAUUUAGUAAAAUGCUACUUGUUUCUACUUACUGGAGAAAUUUAAACACUUUCAUUUGCAUUCAUUUGAAACCACUUGGAAGAGCAAUAGACUUAAGUGAAUAUUCAUAACAGUUUUCAAUAUUAAUCCAAAUUCUUAGAAACAGCUUGGAUAAUUUGGUCUUUAUCAAAUGUGUCAAGUUAUUGUCUUAUGGAAAAGUAAAUAUGUGACUUGAUUGACUUGAUAGUCUCUUCUUAAACUGCACAUGGUUGUAAAAGUUCUUUGUCAGAUUAGCACUGUAUUCAGAGUGUAUUUGUUGCUGUUUGUAUGCAUGAUGGUAAAUAAAAGCAUGGUACCCAG